Molecule: messenger RNA, 1384 nt
Organism: Drosophila albomicans
Lineage: Eukaryota; Metazoa; Arthropoda; Insecta; Diptera; Drosophilidae
Product: angiopoietin-related protein 7-like
Exons: 3
Coding region: 348-1265 (305 amino acids)
Source: RefSeq, a predicted model, not a curated record
GAGCUGAACCCACAUCCGUUGAUCACGUGUUAAUUCCAAAAUCAUACAGCACUCAGAGCUAUAUUCUUCGUCGAUUUAAAUUAAACUUUUAGUUUAAAAUUCAUCUUUUCCGCGAGCAGUCGAAAUAUUCAAAAUGUGCAAAUUAAAAAUCAAAACAGUUCUUUUCUUAAUAGUACUUGAAAUAUUCAUUGUGGCCACAGCUGCCUUCGAAGAGACGUGCGAAUCGGACCGAGAAAUGGAAAAACAGUGCCGCUUGCAUAACUAUAAGACUGUGAAACCAUUGCUUGAUUAUUUUAGGCAAGUUCGAAAUGAAUUAGAAGACAGUGAAAUUAAGGAAAAGAAGUUAAAUGAUUAUUGACAAAUUAACACCAAUUUCUAAACUUUACGAUAAAUGUAAAGAGGAAGUAGCACAAAAAUCCAGCAGCUUAGAAUCUUCUGAAGUUCAAUUAAAACAACUUAAAUCUAGGCUAUUUGAAAAGGAUGAAAAUAUCAGGAGACUUAAUGCAAAUAUCGAAAAAAUUACAGAGCAAGAGCAAACACUUAAGUUUAAAUUGGAUGAAAGUCAAAAUAUAUUAAUAAAGAAAGACAAAGAUAAUCAGCUAUGCCAAUCUGAAGUUGAUACAUUGAACAGGACAUCAGAAAAUAUCAGUGAACAACAGAAAAAAAUUGAAUUGCAAUUCAAAGAUAGUCAAGCUAAGCUAAUAGAUAAAGUGAAAGAAAAUCAGCUAUGUCAAUCUGAACUUGAUAAGUUAAGACCCACUUCUUGCAUCCCUUUCGGAGAUUCAGAUGUUCAUAAACUCAAUGUUUCUGGGAUAGGUUUCUUCGAUGUUUUAUGUAAUAGUCAGUUAGCUGGACCUGGAUGGAUUGUAAUACAACAACGAGUUGGGGGAAAUGAGAGUUUCAAUAGGGAUUGGGCAACGUAUCGCAAAGGUUUCGGUGAAAUGGAUAGCGACUUCUUCCUUGGCCUAGAGAAAAUACAUCGUAUCACGAGUUUGCAGAGAUUCGAACUUUACAUACAUUUGGUUGCUCUGAAUGGAAGUGUUUUCAACGCUCGUUAUGACGACUUCAAAAUAUCUGAUGAAGACAAUGGAUACGCACUGAGUUUGGGCAAAUUCGAUGAAACUAUUAUUGAGGAUGCGAUGAGAGAAGGCGAAAACAUGAAAUUUACAACAUUUGAUCGCGACAACGACAUUGGUGAUUAUGAUAAUUGCGCAGUUGGAUACAAAGGUGGCUGGUGGUACACGGACACUGUUACUGUAAUUUAAAUGCACCAUAUGGGCCAGAUCUAAGUUGGGGGGUGAAAGAUGAAAUCGAAAUAAAAGAAGCUAAGAUGCUCAUUCGCCCCAAAAGAAGCGACGAAGAAGUGAGCAACUGAAGAGCUGAA